Messenger RNA from Macroventuria anomochaeta, 2299 nucleotides. RefSeq names its product tRNA-dihydrouridine(47) synthase [NAD(P)(+)]. Bases 41 to 2215 code for a protein of 724 amino acids. Gene Ontology annotation, molecular function: flavin adenine dinucleotide binding; metal ion binding; RNA binding. The record is from RefSeq and is a predicted model, not a curated record. NCBI's taxonomy places the organism in Eukaryota, Fungi, Ascomycota, Dothideomycetes, Pleosporales, Didymellaceae. Gene Ontology annotation, biological process: tRNA processing. The transcript is spliced from 2 exons.
GAGGUCAGCGUGCAGCAAUAUUUCACUAACCUCAGCUGCGAUGGAUGGUGAAAAGGUCGAGAGCUUGUCUGGUCAGCCAUUGCCUGAUGCGACCAUUCCAUUGGACUCCAAUGGCGCACACAGUGGCGACAGCGAAGUGAAGAAACGAGCGAGAAGUAACAGCCCCAAUAGGGAAGCUGCCGAAGGUGCUGCGAAGCGUCAGAAGGGUGUUGCGCCCAUCAAAGCAGAAUACCUCAUUCACCGCACUGAUGCCAAGGUUGAGACAAAGGACGCAAUCGUUGAUGAUGAUGCAGCUGAAGCCGCAGACGACCGCUAUCACAAGGGUGAUGCGCGCGACGGUGGAGGUAAGGGGAAGAAAGACAAGAAAAACAACAAGAAGCAAAAAGGUGGACAGAACACCAGCCGGACAUUCGGCAGCUCUCGCGAUAAACUUCCACUCUGCGGAACGCGGAUGCUCAGCAACGAAUUCUCUCCAAAAGAAUGCAGCUUUGGCGAUAAGUGCAGGUUUGAACACGAUCUCCGCAGGUACCUAAAGGAAGGCCGCCGUGAGGAUCUUACCACUUUCAACGGCAAGUGCCCGAUUCACGAGGUCAAGGGAUACUGCCAUCUCGGUUGGAAGUGUCGAUUUGUUGGCAGCCACUCCAAAGAGCGUGACGCUGAAGACGGAAGGAAGGAGCUGGUUCUGAUCGAAGAUUCUGAACGUACGUCAACAAUGGUGAACCUUGAGGACGAGGUCGAUGUUACGAACGUUGUGUCCAAAGACGUCAAGAUUGGCCUUGCAAAACGAAAGAUCGAAACUCCGCGCUCGGACCAGUACAUGAAGUGGAUUGAUUCGAACAAAGACAACGAGCGUGCUAUGUUCGAUUCGGCAGCAGGCGACAACAAAGCAUUGAAAGAAGAGAAAGAAGCCCGGAGAGCAGAAUUUAUCGAAGCACCCUUCCGACCAUCUGAGAAGCGGAGGUUAUACUAUGGACCGGAAACACCAAGUUUGGCACCUCUCACUACUCAAGGGAAUAUGCCAUACCGCAGGCUCUGCGUGGAUCUUGGGUGCCAGAUAACAUGGAGUGAGAUGGCUAUGGGUAUGCCUUUGAUUCAAGGCGAAAGAGGCGAGUGGGCGCUCAUGAAGGCACAUGAGUCCGAAAUCAGCCCACCAAAGUUCCUUCAGAAGAACACAGUCGUCCAAGGCUACGACAACGCCAGUGACAUGAAGUUCGGCGCUCAGAUUGCGGCAAACAAACCAUGGCUAGCCGCGAAGACUGUAGAAGUCUUGACCGACCAUUGCCCUAAGCUCCGAGCUAUCGACUUGAACUGCGGAUGUCCCAUCAACCUUGUCUGCGAGAAGGGCGCCGGUUCUGCUUUGCUCGAUCAAGACUCCAAGCUUGAGAGCAUCCUGCGCGGUAUGACAUACGUGUCAAAGGAGACACCCAUUACCGUCAAGAUCCGCAUGGGCACGAAGGAUAACAACCCCACUGCCACAAAGCUGAUCAGACGUCUUGUCCUCGGUGGCUAUGAGGCCGUCCAGUCCGGCAAAGGCACCUCUGGUAUUGCGGCCAUCACACUUCAUGGCAGGAGUAAGCAGCAGCGCUACUCCAGAAGCGCAGAUUGGUCGUACAUUGCUGAAUGUGCAUCGCUCAUCAAGCGACUUAAAAGCGAGAAAGAUGCACGAACAGACACAACUGCAGAAGCUGAUCCUCGUGAUCUUGCCAACGGUGGCCAUGUGUACUUUGUUGGCAACGGCGACUGCUACUCCCACGAAGACUACUACAACAACAUUAACAACUCCGGUGUCGACUCUGUCUUGAUCGGCCGCGGGGCCCUGAUCAAGCCUUGGAUCUUCGAGGAGAUUGAGAAGGGCCAGUACCUCGACAAGUCCGCCACCGAACGCCUGACCUACAUCGAGAAAUUCGCCAAGUACGGUCUGCAAACCUGGGGUUCCGAUGAGAUGGGCAUUGGUACGACACGUCGUUUCUUGCUCGAAUGGCUCAGUUUUGCUCAUCGAUACGUCCCUGUGGGCUUGUUGGAGCACCUACCGCCAAACAUUCAGGAUCGACCACCGAGGUUUAAGGGCAGGGAUGACUUGGAGACACUGAUGGCCAGUGAGAACUACAAGGACUGGAUCAAGCUCAGCGAGAUGUUCCUUGGUCCCGCCCAUCCGAACUUCAAGUUCGAGCCUAAGCACAAGUCCAAUGCUUACGAGAUCGAGGCAGAAGGCUGAGCGAGGAGAUGUUUACUAUAACGGUUGCGCUCUCAUUGAUUUCGUGUACCUUACCUAUGUACGUGCCGCCGGCAUCAUUCGGAU